Talaromyces atroroseus is the source of this 1680-nucleotide messenger RNA. RefSeq lists its product as hypothetical. The transcript has 3 exons. The coding region runs from base 1 to 1680 and encodes 559 amino acids. Lineage: Eukaryota; Fungi; Ascomycota; Eurotiomycetes; Eurotiales; Trichocomaceae. The record is from RefSeq and is a predicted model, not a curated record. Gene Ontology annotation, cellular component: small-subunit processome; Noc4p-Nop14p complex; nucleolus. Gene Ontology annotation, biological process: ribosome biogenesis.
AUGGGUUCGAAAGAGAUUACGAAAAAACGGAAAAAUUCCUCGAAAGAGGCUUCCGGACAGGCCAAUCCAUCGUCCAAACGUCGAGCCGUCGCUAGCGACAAGUCAAAAAAUGAACAGGCGAAGAUUGAGGAGCUAGAAGCUCAAAUCUCGGAAUCGAGGAAAUACUACAACAAUAUUGCAACUUUGAUUUCUAUGCUCAAUGUCGAUGAUUCUAGCGAACAGUCGCCAAACCUCGCCGUGGCUGUGGCCCUGUGUCGAGUGUUCUGUCGGCUGAUUGCUGGCGGAAAUCUACAACAACCACCCAAAGCCAGCGAGCAGGAGAAAAUCAUAGUUAGCUGGCUUAAGGAGAGAUUGCAGGAGUAUCAGAAUGCUCUUUUGCAUAUCAUACGAUAUGCCGAUUCGUCUUCUCAGAUCACUGCAUUUACCUUGGCUAUGCGUCUCGUGAACGUGCGCGCAACACAUAUACCAGAAGCGGAAACUCAAGUUUGGACUACCGGUCUCUUUCAGUCUAUUUUCGGUGCUGUGGUGGAGGCAGAAGAUGGCCAGUUGCUACGCACGGAAUUUGUCGAGAAGUUCGUGAAGGAAUUCGACGAUGUCAGGUUCUACACCUUCCAAAAGAUAUCAGCCUAUGCUUCCGAUGAACGAUCGCCCGAUGUCAUUGAAAGGCUUAUAUGGAUUCUCUCGCAAUGCGAUUCUGCGAUUCCGGCCGAUUACAAGUUCACGAAAUUUCACGGACAGCCUCCAAAGAAAGAGAAAACCCAGAAAAACCAGCUCUUAUCCGCCAGCGGCCACAAGAGGUGGGCACAGGAAGCAUGGCUUGCUGUCUUGCGCAGUAAUCUAUCGGAGGCUCAACAGAAAUCAUUGCUCAAAAGAAUGUCUCACACGAUCGCUCCCUGGUUCCUUCGACCAGAGCUUCUCAUGGAUUUCUUAACCGACUCCUACGAUGCAGGCGGCUCUAUUGCUCUCCUCGCGCUCUCUGGGUUAUUCUACCUAAUCCAGGAAAGAAACCUAGACUACCCGCACUUCUAUACCAAGCUAUAUUCACUGCUAGCCGAGGAUCUUCUGCAUUCUAAACACCGAUCCAGAUUCUUUCGGCUGCUGGACACAUUCUUGGCGUCAACUCAUUUGCCCGCCACCCUUGUCGCAAGCUUUAUCAAACGCCUCUCUCGACUCGCAUUGAACGCUCCUCCGAGCGCCAUCGUGGCCAUAGUCCCAUUCACAUACAAUCUAUUGAAAAGCCAUCCAACAUGCACAUUCAUGAUCCACCGCGAAAUCCGGGACAAAACGGGGAAAGCCUUGGUCGAUACGCAAGGCAUGAACGAUCCUUUUCUGUCUCAAGAAGCCGACCCUACUCUCACCAGGGCCAUCGAGAGCAGUCUGUGGGAAAUCGAAACUUUACAGUCUCAUUACCACCCCAACGUUGCAGCCAUCGCUCGCAUUAUAUCCGAGCAGUUCACCAAACAGUCAUAUAACAUGGAGGACUUUUUGGAUUAUAGUUAUCAGGGCAUGCUAUUGGCAGAGUUGGGUACGGCAGAGAAGCCGUUCAAGAAAGCGCCUGUUGUUGAGUUUCAGAUACCCAAACGUAUAUUCACUGAUAGAUUGUUGGAGGAGGAUGGUGGGAAGGAUACUGCACCGGGGAAUCUUCUUCGCAGACUUUGUGACUUCCCCGUGGUGGAGUGA